UGGGCACAGGUGGUGACACUGCUGGGUGGCACAGGUGGGCGCACUGCUGGGCACAGUGGGUGCACUGCUUGGUACAGGUGGGUGCAUUGCUGGGCACAGGUGGGCGCACUGCUGGGCACAGGUGGGCGGAACUUGUGUGUGGCACUGCUGGGCACCGAUCAUCAGGGCACUGAUGAGCUGAUCACGUGAUGUGGUAAAAGGCCAAUCACAGCGGCCUUUUACCACCUGAUCAGCGGUGUCCAAUGACACGCUGAUCAGAGGGAAAUGCAAGUGCCGGUUCUCGGCUGCACUUUCCUCACACUGUCAGAUCGUGAGGAAAGUACUGCCAAGAACCGGCAGUUG
Messenger RNA from Staurois parvus, 342 nucleotides. The record is from the annotation of a GenBank genome assembly. NCBI's taxonomy places the organism in Eukaryota, Metazoa, Chordata, Amphibia, Anura, Ranidae.